GAUGUGUAGUGACCAUAUGUAUAACGGCAGCGAGGGCAUAACGGUGGAGAUAGGACGGGUGUGUUACAUCAAGCUACAAACGUUGGACUUCUCGGACACUAACAAGCUGAGGGUACGAGUGGCUUUCCUACCAAUAAACCCAGCCGCCACCUCCCUCCAGUUCACGGCUGACCUCUCCUUCGACGGCCAGGCACAAAACCUCGGCAUCUCUUCUCCAACAGUUCCCGCUGCUGCAACUCUCUCCCAGAUCGGGACUGAGGGAGCAACGGUGACAGAAGCCGUGAUAGAGGCAUCCAACAUAAGUGUGAAGGAGACAGUGAAGGCAGUGUUUAACAUCUCCAUCCCCGCCCUCACCACCAUCCCCAUGAAGAUCUUAUUGAUGUCAUCGCCAAAUGAAGGUCGUGCCUCGGUCACGCUGAGUAACCUGCGAGUCACCUAUACAGGCAGGUGA
Molecule: messenger RNA, 451 nt
Organism: Homarus americanus (American lobster)
Lineage: Eukaryota; Metazoa; Arthropoda; Malacostraca; Decapoda; Nephropidae
Exons: 4
Coding region: 2-451 (149 amino acids)
Source: RefSeq, a predicted model, not a curated record